Messenger RNA from Camelina sativa (false flax), 2514 nucleotides. The record is from RefSeq and is a predicted model, not a curated record. Lineage: Eukaryota; Viridiplantae; Streptophyta; Magnoliopsida; Brassicales; Brassicaceae.
GCCGCGUCUGAGUCGUUUUGAGCCGUUAAUUCACGAUUUCGUCUUUAUUCGUCUCCUCUGGGCGGAGCUAAUCAAAAUCCAAUUCUCCGAGCUUCUUCUUCUUCUUCUUCAAUGGUCACGAGUCUUCUUCUGCAGAUGUGUUCUGAAUCUCUCGUUUCACCUAAAGAUUCAGAUCCGAUAUGUUAUCUCUUCGAAACCUCACUACUAGCUUCGUCGCUCUUCCAUCUCGAUCUAAGCCGUCGUCACCGUCUUUGCGUCGUCGUUUAGUUCGUUGCGGACUUACAGAGGCGGCGGCAACUUUUUCGCCUCUUGAUGUAGUCUCCGGAGAGUCGGAACGAGCUUUCGGUAGCUUAACCGAGCUUCGAAAGGUGGAAGAAGAGGAGUUUUCCCCGGCGGAAGACGGACGUGAAGACGAUGACGAUCGCGAAGAGGAAGAGGAGGGGAUUUCAAGUAUCCAUGUUCCUCGUGAGAAAUACAUCAAUGUCUCCAAGUCUGAUCUCGUUAAUGGUAUUGUAACGACGCUUCUCGAUUCUCAAGACGGAGGAGACGCUGAUAUCUUCCUCCUCCUUUCCUCGUGUUUAGACUCUAUCCUUCACGCGGAGCAUAAGAGGAUUUUAGAACAAAUGAGAGCCGAUUUCGUCGCUACUCAAUCCCUUGAAGAGGUAAAGACUGGUGGUGACUCAUCCAGUGACGACGAAAGCUUUACUUCAGGUGGAGAAGUUGAUUCAGAGUCAGAGGACGAACUUAACUCGAAUGCCAAGAGAUCUGAACCUAGGAGUGUUAAUGGAUAUGAGGGUUUAUCAUUCCCUUUGGCUGAUGGGUUUGACAUUUGGAACUUUUUAAUAUCCUCUGGCAAACAUGCAAAGAAACGUUCUGCUGAAAGUGUAAUGGCUGCAACCCAGUUCCAGCGUUCUUUCAUUCAGCUUCUUGACAAUGCUGGCUUUGAAGAGCUUUCAGCAAGGGAUUUAGCAUUGACUUCGGCUCUGAAUACGGAUUACCUUCUUACUUUACCUGUAUACGUUGAUUGGAAGAAGGCGUCAGAGUCCAAUGCUAUUGUUUUCAGGCGUGGAUAUGCAACUGAGAAGGAGAAGGGUUUGUUACUUGUGGAGAAGCUAGACUAUAUCCAGUCUAAAGUUCUACAAGUAAUCUUCUCUACUAUUGCAAAGCCCCUGAGAAAAGUUGGAAAAUUGAUAAACAAGGCGUUAAGUGAGGCUUCUCAAACUCAAGAAAUUCAAGAUUUAUCUGAGAGAAUGAAAGUUUGGCUCAAGGAGCUAUCCGUUUUUAAGGAAUCAUAUUUCGACCAAACGUCUGAUAGUUUCUUGAAAGAGGGGUUCCGUCCAGAUUCAGUCCUCCCCAUACGGUUAGCAGCACAAAGGGCGGUCAGUCGAUAUGAGGGGCUUCUGACACCUGUUGGUCCUCGUGCAAAGCUCUUCAGAAAGUUGCUCGGAUGGAUUGGUUUCAUUUCUCCUGCUUAUGAAACACCAUCUCAGCUAGCUAAUGAUAGUAAUGCAUCUGAACCUUAUUUAAGGCCGAUAUUCUUAUCAAGGAUGACACUGGAUGAUAUAUGGAAACCUGCUUCAAAAAAAGCUUGUGGAAAUGAUAUUUGGAAAAGAAUGAAAACUUGGAUUUCCAUUCUUUUAUCACCGUCAACUCUGCAGGAACCUGCGUUUGAAGAACUAAUUUUGCUUUACACGAAGGAUGCGAGUGAAAAAGAUGAAAAGAGUAAAGAUGAAACACGAUCAUCAUUACAAUUAGAGAUAUUUGAAAGAAUUCCAAUUCCAGAUUUACCUGUAAUAUUCCCUCACAAGAAGCUUUACUUUCGCGUCAUAGAUACAGUACGUCUAGAUAUCGCCAGUAUUUUGGGACUUACAGCAUACUUUGUAAACUACAAGUUUGAGAACAUCUCAUCAUCCCCGUCAGCACUAUUUCUUGAUGUGAUUGCCGUCACUGCUCUGGUAAUUUAUGCAACACGUGUGGUUUUGGGUUACAAGCAGACAUGGGACAGAUAUCAAUUGCUAGUAAACAAGACGCUGUAUGAGAAAACCUUAGCCAGUGGCUUUGGCUCCGUCCAUUUCCUUUUGGAUGCCUCGGAGCAGCAACAGUACAAGGAGGCAAUACUGACUUAUGCAAUUAUUCUUCAAGCGGGAAAAAAUCAGAAUAUGUCUUACCAAGGAGUUCGAGAUAGAUGCGAGAGAUUCGUGUAUGACACUUUCAAAAUAAAGGUUGAGAUGCGAGUAGAAAAGGCUAUAAGCACGUUGGUAAGACUUGGUCUAGUAACAGAGACACUGGUCGAUAGCAACACCAAGCUACAGGCUGUUCCUUGUCCUCAGGCUUAUAUUUCUCUUAAAGAACUGUGGAACAGUCUGCUUGGUUGAAUAUAUUCCGAGUUCGAAAGAAGCCCAGAAACAAUUUUGCUAUAUAGAUCUUCAGUAAAUCCCGAAUAGGUUGUACAUAAACAGAAUCUACUAACAUAAGGUUCUUCUUCUCUUUAUGAUAUACAGUUAAAAAGCAUUA